AUGUCUGCGCCACUCAACAACCCCGUUAUUCUGGAUCUUUCCGUUACCCAGGGCUCCAUGCUCAUUGGGGGUUUUGGGGCUCUUGUUCUUUGGGGAGCUAAUGGUGUCCAGCUGUUCUUCUAUCUCUGCGCUUACAGCUCGGAUCCCCUCUCUCAGAAGCUAUACGGAUGGUUUGCACUGCAGGUUAUCGGCGUUUGGCUCGUCGACACUGCAAACAACAUUGUUUUGCUACAAGGAGUGUGGAAUCCCCUUGUAUCUCACUGGGGCGAUUUGAACAUCGUCGGCUCUUUAAUCCCUGGGGAAAUGAACCAUGUUAUCACCAAUGCCAUAGUAUCAUACCUUGUCCAACUGUUCUUCAUUCGCCGCAUUUAUAACCUCGGCGGUCAGAGGUGGCUCGCGCCCGUUGUCUUGUCUAUCUUUGCGCUUGCUGCACUAGUGCUCAUUAUGACCCCAAGCACCCGUCAAAUGAUAUUGCGGCUGCUCAUUGUGACCAUCAACACCAAUGCUUGGACGGCCCUUGCAUCAUUGAUAGCGCUCCUCAUGAUGGUAGGCAGCCGAACGACCUUCCUUUACUGCAUCCCACAGAUGACAAUCUCGGGGCUGUACGUGGGAUCACUUCUCGCAAAUCUCAAUGCGCGAGCGUACGUGAAGGAUGGGCAUGUCACCUGGAACGAGUUCACAUCGGUAUUCCCUGAUGAUUCCAACGUACCCUUGGGUGCCAUUGGCGCUCAGCAAACCUCUGGCGGAAGAACCUAUACCGCGGACAUUGAGAGUGCGCGCGCGCAUCAAAUUGCCAUUAACAUCGAGACCUCUCGGAUCACUAGGAGCGCUGGAGGAUCCCAAGGAACUUUGGAAGACGACCGACUGUUGGGGUUCCUCGUCAUCUUCUUUACCAGAAUGUCCCGUCCUCAGACUGUCUGUACGCCUCUGCCUCCGGCUCUCCAUCGGCCUGCCAAUGAGCCUCUCCCGCCAUCGGAUACUCCGCCUCAGCAGCCUAGUACUCCUCGUCUCUUUGUACCUAAGCCUCCGGAUCCCUACGUCCAAUUCGUCCUUGUCCCAACGUCAUGUCUACCAGAUAUAACGCAGCCAGUUAAACUCGAGAUUCGCCAUGCGAUACUCUGCUGGCACGUUACGAUUGAAUGUUUUCGGUAUCUGGCCUGGUGUGUACUCAAGUUAGAGGGCAGCUACUGGAUUGGUCGAGGUUCCUCCAUCACCGAUCGUAGCGAUGACCACUACGAGGAUAACGACCCGCUCGUUGAGGACGUGUACUACCAAUUCAAACCAGAUACGUCGUGUGAGUGGGACUUUGCUCAUGCCGCUAUCAAACUCUGA
Stereum hirsutum FP-91666 SS1 is the source of this 1332-nucleotide messenger RNA. RefSeq lists its product as uncharacterized. The record is from RefSeq and is a predicted model, not a curated record. The transcript is spliced from 15 exons. NCBI's taxonomy places the organism in Eukaryota, Fungi, Basidiomycota, Agaricomycetes, Russulales, Stereaceae. Bases 1 to 1332 code for a protein of 443 amino acids.